Messenger RNA from Uloborus diversus, 1150 nucleotides. RefSeq lists its product as uncharacterized. The record is from RefSeq and is a predicted model, not a curated record. The coding region runs from base 59 to 796 and encodes 245 amino acids. Lineage: Eukaryota; Metazoa; Arthropoda; Arachnida; Araneae; Uloboridae. The transcript has 4 exons.
UGUUCUUCCCAUUUUCCGCCGAAUCAACUGGUGUCAUUUCGAGGAAAGAAUUUCCCAGAUGUAUCUCCACGUCUCUGCAUUCCUUGCUGUUGUGUUCCAUUAUGUUCUCUGCCUACCCAAUCAAGGCGGCUCCCGUCUUUUGCGCCUCGCCCGAGGAAGCACCGACGAAAUAUCGCUGCCCCUGCACCAUUCUGAACCCAGCGGGGGCGACGUGCUGCGGGGCCUGCUUUCGGCCCACGCCCUGGACAGGCUGGGCGGAGGAGAGCUACUCCGUGCUCUUGCACCCCUGAGCGGCGGGGCCGCGGCCCGGGCCCUGGAAAGGAUCGGCGGUGGAGGGGAGAGGGCGGUCGACUCCUUGGACGGUUUCCGGGGCGGAGAAGUGCUGAUCGCCCUCGAUCGUCUGACUGGAGGGGAGCUACUGGCCUCCUUCGAUGACAAGGAAAGCACGGCUGUCUUGGAGGCUCUGGAGAUGGCUAGACAAAGAUCCCGACAUCGGCCUGCUCCCAAAAGGACCUUAGACACCCUGAGCGGAAUGGCGUUUGGCAACAGUAAAAAACGAUUCGAUUCUCUGAGUGGGUCCACCUUCGGUCUUAGCAAGAGAGACUUCGACGAAAUCGACAACGUUGGAUUUACUGGAUUCGCGAAGAGGGGCAGGGGAGGUCUCUCAUUGGCUCUCGCUAAAAAGAACUUCGACGAAAUCGACCGAGCUGGAUUCGAAACCUACAACAAGCGGAACUUCGACGAAAUCGACAGGACGGGAUUCGAGACUUUUGAGAAGAGGGAUAGGAAAGAAUAGAAAGCUCCUCAGAAUGAUGCCUUGACAGCUGUAACCUCAAAAUAUCCGACAGGACAAGCUGUCAAGCGGGCUCAUUUGUGCCAAAAUUAUCAGAAGAGUCUGAAAGAACUUUUAAAAGUCAGAAAGACGAUGAAGAAAAUACCUCCAGAGAGUUAUGUUCUGGUCAUCGUCCGCAACUGUUAUAUGUUCUGUGAUGAUUAUUUUCUAAAUUCAAAGUUAAACCUAUGUCCACAUUCUUAUUAAAUUUGUUUUUCCUCCCUACGUUUUAAUUUGAUGUUGUUUGUUAAAUAGAGUUAUUGACAAUGAUUUUGCCUGUAAACAAAUAAAAAUCAAAAGUUUCUUAUGUAGGCGCUA